Molecule: messenger RNA, 1495 nt
Organism: Calidris pugnax (ruff)
Lineage: Eukaryota; Metazoa; Chordata; Aves; Charadriiformes; Scolopacidae
Gene: SPACA1
Product: sperm acrosome associated 1
Exons: 7
Coding region: 1-990 (329 amino acids)
Biological process (GO): acrosome assembly
Cellular component (GO): acrosomal membrane
Source: RefSeq, a predicted model, not a curated record
AUGGCGGGGGUCCUGGCUUUGCUCCUGGCGCUGCUCCAGGCCUCCCUGGCGGAGGGGGCCGCCAUCCUCAUCGACGCGGCGGUGCCGAGUAAGGGCGGCCCCCGGGUUGUGUGGGUGCUUCGGUGGGUGGACGGGGGGCGCCACCUCCGGCCCCAGCCCUACCGCGGCAGGGGCCCGCCUCCCCUCAGGCAGACAGGCCACGGGGCAGCCGCCUCCCCUCAGGCCGCCGCCGCCUCCCCUCAGGCCGGCCGGCUGCCUUCUCGCUUCCCCGUGGCGGCUUCCCCCGCGGCUCCGGUGAUACCCGCUACCUCCCGGCCUCUCCCGGGGGGUUCGAGUGCGUCCCCGCCAAUAGAAUAUGGACAAUGCACAGUUACAUGUGGGAUUGGCAUUCGAGAAGUUCUGUUAACUGAUGGAUGCCCUGAUCAUGAAACAAAAUGUAUCGUCGGUGUGGAGUCAUGCCAGGGGCCAGUAGACUGUGGCUGGGGAACACCAAUUUCUGAGGGCCUUGACUGCAUGAAGAUAACUUGUAUUUUUAUGCCUCCAGAAAAUCGAUUUAAAUAUGUUUGGAAGAUGUUAAUUCCAAACAAGGAAGCACACAUUCUUCCCAAUGAUUCAGCUGUUCUGAGAGUUUGCAGAGAUACCCAUUCGGGUACUUUCGAGUGUGAAACUCAAGAACAGGGAAGUGCGGUUGCGUCUAUAAAAUACACAGUCUACACAGAAGCUGAAGUGCAAACAGAACAAUCAAAGAAAAAGCAAACAGAGCAACCAAAUACAAUGACAGGGCCAGAGAAAUCAAUGAAAAAAACAACAGAUUACAUUUUGAUCAUUAGCCUAGUAGCUGGAAUCGUCCUGCUUCCUUGUGUGAUCAUUUCCAUGAUCUUCAUGAUUCGUUACCGGGAUGCUGUAAAAUCUUUUCUGAAAUCAAAAUUUGGGCGAGACAACCAAGAGAAGAAGCCAAAGGACGAAACCCCACCACCUAAUGUGGAGUAAAUAGCCCCCCUCCCAGGGUUCGCAUUGGCUUUUCAAGACAGUGGAGUCUCCUCCUGCAGCCACAAUCCUCUCACCAUUUGCAUUGGCCAUAACAUAAGCAGUGGCAGAGCCCUCACCCACAGAGGGUGAAGGACUUGCCUAAUUAACAGAAUUAGAAAGAAAAAAAAAGUUGUAUUACAUAGGAAUAUGAUAUAAAGAAGAUUAAAGUAUGUUAGAAAUACUGGUUUUAAGAAGUACUUUUUACAAUUCAUUUGCUGUCUUGGGUUACUGGACUUUAAGUGAAAAGGGUAAAAAUGCAUCUGUAUUCAGGUUGAUGUUAUUCCCCAGCUAGUUUAAUAGUGUGAGCACCUCUGAACUGGAGAACCAAAGCCAGAUUUUUGUGGUGGUGUUGAAAAUGAUAUAUUUAACAUGUCUAACUUGUGAAGAUGUUAAUCUAGACUCGAUGAAACUAGGUGUAGAGUCUAGGCAGAGACCAUUUUUUGUAAAGGCCUCCUUAUCUGCUUGA